CAGUCAAACAGUGUGUGGUGGCCUCUCAAUCCCAUGGCUUGUCAAGACAUAUGAAUGAUAAGUGUCACACCAACCCAUUUUUCCAGUUGUCCCCCUAAACCCUCUAAAAUCUUUGUCAGUGCCCGACCCCCCCCUCCAACCUCUUUUCAAUUUAGUCCAAGUUGAUGUCUCAUGAUCUGGUUUGUCAAGUCUGUCAAAUUACAACAGGAAGAAGAGUGCAAAUUUAGGGUUUAGGAAUUCAUUGGUGUAAUAGUAUGGAGAGGUAUGAGAUUGUUAAAGAUAUUGGGUCUGGGAAUUUUGGGGUGGCAAGGCUGGUCAGAGACAAGCUCACCAGAGAACUCUAUGCUGUCAAGUUCAUUGAGAGAGGACACAAGAUAGAUGAACACGUUCAAAGGGAAAUCUUGAACCACAGAUCACUCAAGCAUCCGAAUAUCGUUCGAUUCAAAGAGGUCCUUCUGACACCAACUCAUCUAGCCAUAGUUAUGGAGUACGCGGCUGGGGGAGAACUCUUCGGGAGAAUAUGCAAUGCUGGCAGAUUUAGUGAGGAUGAGGCAAGGUUUUUCUUCCAGCAGUUGAUAUCAGGAGUUAGUUACUGUCAUUCAAUGCAAAUCUGUCAUAGAGACCUUAAGCUUGAAAACACACUCUUAGACGGCAGUACAGCACCGCGUGUAAAAAUAUGUGAUUUCGGAUACUCAAAGUCAUUAUUGCAUUCUCAGCCUAAAUCUACUGUAGGAACACCGGCUUAUAUAGCACCUGAAGUCCUAUCUAAAAAACAAUAUGAUGGAAAGAUUGCAGAUGUUUGGUCUUGUGGAGUCACCUUAUAUGUGAUGAUAGUUGGAGCAUAUCCCUUUGAAGAUCCCAAAGACCCUAGAAACUUUACAAAAACAAUUGGGCGGAUUCUUAGUGUGCAGUACUCAGUUCCAGAUAAUGUCCUUGUUUCAAUUGAAUGUAGACAUCUCUUAUCUCAUAUCUUUGUAGCAAACCCUGAAGAGAGAAUAACUAUCCCAGAAAUCAAAAGCCACCCUUGGUUUCUAAAGAACUUACCUAUGGAAAUGAUGGAAGGAGGAAGUUGGCAGUGCAACGAUGUAAAUAAUCCGUGGCAAAGCGUUGAAGAAGUUCUGUCCAUAAUACAAGAGGCAAGGAAACCAUUAAACGUCCCGAAUGCCAGUAGGCAUCUCAUCGGAAGCAGCAGCAUGGAUGUUGAUGAUUUUGAAGCCUAUGUUGAAGAUUUUGAAACAAGUGGUGAUUUUGUGUUGCCAAAUAUGAGUAAUUAGUGUACAUGCAUUAUCAUACUAGUGAAUUUGUGAGUUUUGGGAUCUUGUUAGACUUUUUGGGACGUUCUUGUGAUGUGGUCUGAUACAUGGCCCUUGAUUUAUGUAUCAUUUUGGGUUUACUGUUGUUGUCAGGUUCUCUCUCUUUUUUUUGUUCUUUUUCUUUUAAAAAGCUUCGUAACUUUUCAUGCA
Messenger RNA from Malus domestica (apple), 1463 nucleotides. RefSeq names its product serine/threonine-protein kinase SAPK2-like. Gene Ontology annotation, cellular component: cytoplasm. Lineage: Eukaryota; Viridiplantae; Streptophyta; Magnoliopsida; Rosales; Rosaceae. The record is from RefSeq and is a predicted model, not a curated record. Gene Ontology annotation, molecular function: protein serine/threonine kinase activity; ATP binding. Gene Ontology annotation, biological process: intracellular signal transduction; protein phosphorylation.